This is a messenger RNA of Galeopterus variegatus (Sunda flying lemur), 2022 nucleotides long. RefSeq names its product coiled-coil domain containing 112 (gene CCDC112). The record is from RefSeq and is a predicted model, not a curated record. The coding region runs from base 1 to 1911 and encodes 636 amino acids. Lineage: Eukaryota; Metazoa; Chordata; Mammalia; Dermoptera; Cynocephalidae. The transcript has 10 exons.
AUGGCAGCAGAGUCUGCUUUGGUCCCCAGCCCUGCCCCCAUCACUGGACUCAUUAGUUCUACAUGGAGAAGGCAGGUGCUUUCCCCUGACAGCAUCUGCCUAGGAGGCUGUGGCAGGGAGGAGAAUCAGGCAAAUCUUCUGGAGAAGCACCUCACUUGCCCCCUCCUUCUUGCCCACAAUGGCAGCCCUUCUAGCUGGGAAGAGAGUCCUCUGUUCUACAAGAGGCUAAACAUGAGUAAUGGCUUUGUCACUGGUGCUAUCUUGUCCUUUGGCCAUGAGGUAACUGAAAAGAUUCAUUCUAUGUAUCUAUCUUCAAUGCCUUGGAAUGAGAGUUCUAGAGAAAAGUAUAGAGCCAUGGAGUCUUCUGACAAAGUUACAGGAGGUGUCAGAGCUACAGAUGAUGCCUUCUCUGCACUUGGCCAUGGCCCUAAGCAGUGGAGUCCAGAGACUAAUGAUGGCUGUUUUAGUGCUACAGGUGGAAUUCGUCCUUUUCAUCUUCAAAACUGGAAGCAAAAAGUUAGUCGGACUAAGAAAGCAGAAUUCAUACGCACAGCAGAAAAAUUUAAAACUCAAGUUAUUAACAUAGAAAAAGAUAAACACAGUCAUUUCUACAACCAAAAAAGUGACUUCAGAAUUGAACAUAGUAUGCUGGAAGAAUUGGAAAAUAAACUGAUUGACAGCAGGAAAACAGAAAGAGCAAAAAUCCAGCAACAAUUGGCCAAAAUUCAUAACAAUGUAAAGAAACUUCAGCAUCAGUUGAAAGAUGUGAAGCCUACACCUGAUUUUGUUGAAAAGCUCAGAGAAAUGAUGGAAGAAAUUGAAAAUGCAAUUAACACUUUUAAAGAAGAGCAGAGGUUAAUAUACGAAGAGCUUAUUAAGGAAGAGAAAACAACUAAUAAUGAGUUGAGUGCCAUAUCAAGAAAAAUUGACACAUGGGCUUUGGGUAAUUCAGAAACAGAGAAAGCUUUCAGAGCAAUCUCAAGCAAAGUUCCAGUAGACAAAGUAACACCAAGUACUCUUCCAGAAGAAGUACUAGAUUUUGAAAAAUUCCUUCAGCAAACGGGAGGGCGACAAGGAGGCUGGGAUGAUUAUGAUCACCAGAACUUUGUAAAGGUGAGGAACAAACAUAAAGGGAAGCCAACAUUUAUGGGAGAAGUUGUAGAACACCUGCCUGGAAAAACACAGGAUGAAGUUCAACAGCAUGAGAAAUGGUAUCAAAAAUUUCUGGCUCUAGAAGAAAGAAAAAAAGAGUCUAUUCAGAAUUGGAAAACUAAAAAGCAGCAAAAAAAGGAGGAAAUUUUUAAGUUAAAGGAAAAGACAGACAACAUACCCAUGCUUUUUCAUAAUAAACGAGAAGAUAAUCAAAAGCAAAAAGAAGAACAAAGAAGGAAACAGAAAUUGGCAGUUGAAGCUUGGAAAAAACAGAAAAGUAUAGAAAUGUCAAUGAAAUAUGCUUCCCAGUUAAAAGAAGAGGAAGAAAAAGAGAAAAAGCAACAGAAAGAGCGCCAACGCCAGUUUAAACUAAAAUUACUACUAGAAAGUUACACCCAACAGAAGAAAGAACAGGAAGAAUUUUUGAGGCUUGAAAAGGAGAUAAGGGAAAAAGCCAAAAAGGCAGAAAAAAGGAAAACUGCUGCUGAUGAAAUUUCUAGGUUUCAAGAAAGAGAUUUACAUAAACUUGAAUUGAAAAUUCUAGAUAGACAGGCAAAAGAAGAUGAAAAGGCAGAAAAACAAAGACGACUGGCAAAAUUAAAAGAAAAGGUUGAAAACAAUGUUAGUAGAGAUCCCUCUAGACUUUACAAACCUACCAAAGGUUGGGAAGAACGAAACAAAAAGAUAGGGCCAACAGGCUCUGGGCCACUUCUGCAUAUCCCACAUAGGGCUAUUCCAACCUGGAGACAAGGAGUAUAGAGAAGACUAUGGGAUAAUGAAAUGAAAUUGCUAUUCAGUUGAUGAGAAUGUUAGCAUACUUGGUCAUACCAGGAAAGAGUGAAUAACCAUGUUCUUUAUUUUUUAUUUUUU